AAGCGUCAAGUUUGCUAUGCCAAACAAUACUACAUUUGUAUUACGCAUUUACGAGUUUGCGUGUUGAGCGUACAUUUGAACUGAUAAGAUUGCUGAAUCAUUACUAGUAGUGUCAUUUCAGUAGAAAUUUGUUUUCUAGAAGUAUUAGUCACCGAUCAGCGACCAAUACAAAAAAUUUCAACGUUGUUCAGAGAUGAAUCGUGUCGAUUUAAAAGUGGUUUUAUUGGGUCAUGCAUCAGUAGGAAAAACAAGCCUCGUGGAACGUUUCGUAAAUGAAAGGUUUAACGAGAGUCUAUCUUAUCAAAAUACUAUAGGCGCUGCGUUUGCAGCUAAGCAAAUAGAGAUCGAUGGAAAAAAGCUUAUCAUGGGAAUAUGGGAUACAGCUGGCAGUGAAAAAUAUGAUGCUAUGACUAGAAUAUAUUAUCGUGGUGCAAAAGCUGCUGUUGUAUGUUAUGAUCUUACAAAAUCAGUUACAUUUCAAAGAGCAAAAUUUUGGAUAAGGGAGCUCAGAAGUAUUGAAGAAGGUUGUAAAGUAUACAUUUGUGCUACAAAAAAUGAUAUCUUAGAGCACAAUGAAGUUCCAAGUCUUGAUGUAGAUGUUGUAAAAACAUAUGCCACAGGCAUUCAAGCUAAGUUUUUUAUAACAUCUAGUAAAACUGGAGAAAAUGUUGGGAUGGUAAGUAAAGUUUAUAAAGAAGCUGCUGUGCAUAUCUACGACCAUUUAAAUGUAAUAUAG
Habropoda laboriosa is the source of this 736-nucleotide messenger RNA. RefSeq names its product ras-related protein Rab-24 (gene Rab18). The transcript is spliced from 5 exons. Gene Ontology annotation, molecular function: GTPase activity; GTP binding. NCBI's taxonomy places the organism in Eukaryota, Metazoa, Arthropoda, Insecta, Hymenoptera, Apidae. The record is from RefSeq and is a predicted model, not a curated record. Bases 194 to 736 code for a protein of 180 amino acids.